UUUAAGCGAAUUCACAUUUUCAGAGGAAGAGGCGAAGAAGAAGAAGAAGAAGAAGAAGAAGAAGAAGAAGAAGAUGGGAAGUGAGCUUCGGAACCCUAAAAAGCAGCCACAACUAAACCCUAACUGGGCUCAGCUCUGCAAAAAAUUGAAAAGCCAUGGCACUAAACCAUAUUCAAAGGCGACAGAAAAAUCAGAAUCAGAAACCCCAAAAAGUGUAUUAGGAAAGCGCAAGGAGAGGUCUAAUGCGGAGUCUGAUGAUUCUAUGCCUAACCCUCUCGUUCCAACGUCCUCGGAUUGCAGUUACUUUUUCUCCUUGGUACGGUGUUUUGUUGGCAAUCGAAGUACAAGUGUGACAGAUGCAAUAGCCAUGGAUUGUGAAAUGGUUGGUGUAAGCCCACUAGGAAAUAAAAGCGCUCUUGGACGAGUUACACUGGUUAAUAAGUGUGGAAAUGUCAUAUAUGAUGAGUAUGUUCGCCCAGUAGACCGCGUUGUUGACUUCCGAACAGAAAUUAGUGGCAUCCGACCUCGAGAUUUAAGGAAAGCUAAAGAGUUCCGCCUUGUUCAGAAGAAAGUGGCCGAGUUGAUCAAGGGAAGGAUUCUUGUUGGCCAUGCCUUGCGCAACGAUCUUAGGGCAUUGCUAUUAAGUCAUUCAAAGAAGGAUCUGCGGGAUACCUCAGAAUAUCAACCCUUUCUAAAGGAAGGCCGGAGUAAGGCACUUCGUCAUCUUGCAGCUGAGUUUCUUGGUGUGAAGAUACAAAAUGGAGAGCAUUGCCCUGUAGAAGAUGCCCGUGCUGCGAUGCUUCUUUAUCAGAAAUACAAGAAAGAAUGGGAGAAAAGCAUCAAAGAUUUCAUCAGGCUCAAGGAAAAGCAGAAGAAACGGAAACAGAAGAAGAAACCCAAGGAGGGAGAAGCUGUAAAUUUAAACCAUCCCAAAACUGUAUCUUAGCAUCAAUUGCCUAUUGGAAGCUACAGUAAUGCUUCAGAAGCAGCCUAACCAUAUCAAAUGCUUCAUGAAAACACAUUCAAAUAGUUCUUGUGAUCGAGCAAAACAAAAAGGAAGAACGGAGAAGAGAGAACACAAUUCGCAAUUCCUUUUGCUUCUCUGGCCGCUGAAUCUUUUGUUGGAUUUUUUGUUCUAUUUUACUAGAAGUAUGAAUUGGAUUUGUAUUGAUACUGAUCUUGUAAGCCGAUUGUACUGUAAAGAAAAUUCUUAUUUUAUCGUCACUGGGGAAACUUUUAUCCGAUCCUCAGUAAUUUUGCCCCCCUUAUAUUGGCAUUUGAGAAGACUUGUGCUCUGUUUGUCACUCUUCUACAUUAAAAUAGCCAGAACCAAAGAGUGAUUCCUUGUAAAACAGAUUUUAUAGGGCAAAUGAUCAUUUAUACUUUGUUCCAA
Molecule: messenger RNA, 1393 nt
Organism: Camellia sinensis
Lineage: Eukaryota; Viridiplantae; Streptophyta; Magnoliopsida; Ericales; Theaceae
Product: Polynucleotidyl transferase, ribonuclease H-like superfamily protein
Biological process (GO): rRNA processing
Cellular component (GO): nucleus
Molecular function (GO): nucleic acid binding; 3'-5' exonuclease activity
Source: RefSeq, a predicted model, not a curated record